Molecule: messenger RNA, 1398 nt
Organism: Kalmanozyma brasiliensis GHG001
Lineage: Eukaryota; Fungi; Basidiomycota; Ustilaginomycetes; Ustilaginales
Exons: 1
Coding region: 1-1398 (465 amino acids)
Source: RefSeq, a predicted model, not a curated record
AUGACAUCCGCCGUGCCUGUUCCACCUCGGGGCUACAGCUCGCUGGGCCCUCUUCCGCCAUCGAUGCGCUCGUCGCAGCCUAUGCCGGCUCCGCUCAGCCGGAUCGCGCUCGCUGCCAAGCAGAACCAGAUUCUCGCCCUUCAAGCCCUUCAAGCUGCUGCCGCUUCCGCUUCGGCAUCCUCAUCCUCCUCUUCUUCAUCGGCUGCCGGCUCUCCGCCACCUUCCUCGUCCUUCGUCAGGUCCUCUACCGGCACGGUCUACGCCGCUGGCUCCAAGCGCGGUCGCAAAUUCCAAGCAUUCCGAGCUCCUACGCUCUCAAUCGUCACCAAGGAUACCGCAGUGACCACACGCUCUCAGAAUAAGGACGAGCAGUCUGUGCCGAUCGUGACCACCAACGUGCCGCACUGGUCGGCCGAAGGCUCGCACCCACUCUUCGACCCCAACUCAGGCAAGCGAUCCGAGAUCUACUCGCUCACCAAUGAUCGAUAUCCUGGUGCUCCUGGCACUGCUCUCGCCAAAGCACGUGAAGCUCAGCAAAAAGCGAUCCAGACGGCAAAGCGCGAAGCUGCCAAGAAGCUCGCUUCCAAGGCUGAACUCGAGCAUCUCGGCGUCAAGGGCCUCGGCAAGAAGCGCAAGAGCAGCAGUCCCUAUGCUACCGUCGGUGGUGGUCUUCACGCCACUGCUGUCGCUCAAGCCGUUGCGGCCAGCAGUUCCAAGGCAGAUGCGACUGCUCAAGCUAUGAGCCGUGACUCUUCUCGAGGCCGUAGCGCAGUCAAGCCGUCAUCCGAGACUCAUCUCACGGUCCCCUCGACAAGCCGAUCGCGUCGACCUGCGUCGAGGGCAUCCUCGCCGGCACCUAUCACAGCUCAGGCCUCGUCUACGCGACGUUCAGGCACGCGUUCCGGAUCGGUCGCCCCAGCCGAAGAGGACGCGAGCAGCACUGCUGCAGGCAAUGGACGCAACAACCGCAGCUCGCCUUCGCGUGGCACGAGUCCCCCCGACAACAGCAAGAACCAUCACGGCCUUUCUUCCACUGCGCCUUUCCAGAGCAGUCCGCUCGCUGCCAGCGCCAUCACCAUGGAGCCUCUGCUCGACACGGAGGAUGCCGACCAGAACGAGGUCAAGCUGGGAGUACCUGCCACUGCAUCCAAGCGCAAGGCGAGCGCACUUAGCCACGAGGUGCACGCUGAAGCUGCUACAGAGUCCGUCGCUGCUGAGACGGUGGACGAGGCGAACAAGCGUGUCAAGAGCGACGAUGACGCGAAGGAGGAAGCUGUCGAUGAGGCUGCAGCGGAGAGGACGGUGAAAGAGGGAUCUCCCUCUUCCGUGUCUUCGAGCCGUCGAACGUCGCCAAGGAUGAGCUCACGCCGUGUUGUCGGUGACGGUGAAGCUGCCUAG